This is a messenger RNA of Coregonus sp. 'balchen', 3983 nucleotides long. Lineage: Eukaryota; Metazoa; Chordata; Actinopteri; Salmoniformes; Salmonidae. The record is from the annotation of a GenBank genome assembly.
GCGGGCUACUCCGGGGCGGGCUACUCCGAGGCGGGCUACUCCGGGCGGGCUACUCCGAGGCGGGCUACUCCGGGGCGGGCUACUCCGAGGCGGGCUACUCCGGGGCGUAAAUCGAGUGCCCCCAUAGGCGUGGUCGAGUAGAGCGUGGAUCUGAUUGGCUGGUUUGGACGCUAGUGUGUUUUUAAAUCGGAGCUGACUAGCUUUCGCGAACCGUCUGUCUAAAGGAGCUAGCUGUCAACAUUGGUUGGCACAUCAAUUCGUGGUGUAUUUGGUAAGAAAUUAUUUAAUUUUUCCGUUCAGAAUAGCUUCUGAUUAACUUCAGGCAAUGUUCUCACGUUGCCAUAAAAAAUAGUUAGCAAUCCAUUAGCGUCAGCUAGCUAGCGCGAUGGUAAGUCCAUAGCUAGGUCAGCCAGCUAGUUAGCUCGUGGAUCAUUCAUAUCAAAACAUUAUCUAGCUACCUAACAAUUAAUUUAUAUCACUGAUUCCCCUUUAACACAGAUAUGAGAGAUCUUACAGGAGUUAACGUUAACUUGAAACAGCGCUUGACCAAGACGGUCUUGUAGACAUGGGGUGUGUGUUUAGUCGAAAGUGGCCCAGUGUAUCUACUUGUUCUGUCAUUACAGUAACUAGCUAGCGGUUAAUGUCAUUAAAAUGUGCGUGACUGACAUACCUUCCUCCCAACCCUCAGCCAGCAGCAAUGAGGACCAGUGAGUUUGAUUCAUCAUCUGAUGAAGAGGAAGUUUGUGAAGAGGAGCUGACGCCGUUCCAGAUCUCCUGGCAAGUUUCUCACUGACACAUUACUCAGGGCAAAGGUCACUGGCCUGGUCACACACUGAUCAAGUAGGUAACCCAUGUAUCUAUACAUACAGUGCCUUGCAAAAGUAUUCGUUUUUCCUAUUUUGUUGCAUUACAACCUGUAAUUUAAAUGGAUUAUUAUUUUUAUUUCAUGUAAUGGACAUACACAAACUAGUCCAAAUUGGUGAAGUGAAAUGAAGAAAAAUAAAUAAUAGAAAAGUGGUGCGUGCAUAUGUAUUCACCCCCUCCGCUAUGAAGCCCUUAAAUAAGAUCUGGUGCAACCAAUUACCUUCAGAAGUCACAUAAUUAGUUAAAUAAAGUCCACCUGUGUGCAAUCAAAGUGUCACAUGAUCUCAGUAUAUAAACACCUGUUCUGAAAGGCCCCAGAGUCUGCAACACCACUAAGCAAGGGGCACCAUGAAGACCAAGGAGCUCUCCAAACAGGUCAGGGACAAAGUGGUGAAGUACAGAUCAGGGUUAGGUUAUAAAAAAAGAUCAGAAACUUUGAACAUCCCACGGAGCACCAUUAAAUCCAUUAUUAAAAAAUUGAAUGAAUAUGGCACCACAACAAACCUGCCAAGAGAGGGCCGCCCACCAAAACUCACAGACCAGGCAAGGCGGGCAUUAAUCAGAGAGGCAACAUAGAGACCAAAGAUAACCGUGAAGGAGCUGCAAAGCUCCACAGCGGAGAUUGGAGUAUCUGUCCAUAGGACCACUUUAAGCCGUACACUCCACAGAGCUGGGCUUUACGGAAGAGUGUCCAGAAAAAAGCCAUUGCUUAAAGAAAAAAAUAAGUAAACACGGCAUGUGGGAGACUCCCCAAACAUAUGGAAGAAGGUACUCUGGUCAGAUGAGACUAAAAUUGAGCUUUUUGGCCAUCAAGGAAAACGCUAUGUCUGGCGCAAACCCAACACCUCUCAUCACCCCGAGAACACCAUCCCAACAGUGAAGUGUGGUGGCAGCAUCAUGCUGUGGGGAUGUUUUUCAUCGACAGGGAUUGGGAAACUAGUCAGAAUUGAAGGCAUGAUGGAUGCCGCUAAAUACAGGGAAAUUCUUGAGGGAAACCUGUUUCAGUCUUCCAGAGAUUUGAGACUGGGAUGGAGGUUCACCUUCCAGCAGGACAAUGAGGUAAUGACCCUAAGCAUACUGCUAAAGCAACACUUGAGUGGUUUAAGGGGAAACAUUUAAAUGUCUUAGAAUGGCCUAGUCAAAGCCCAGACCUCAAUCCAAUUGAGAAUCUGUGGUAUGACUUAAAGAUUGCUGUACACCAGCGGAACCCAUCCAACUUGAAGGAGCUGGAGCAGUUUUGCCUUGAAGAAUGGGCAAAAAUCCCAGUGGCUAGAUGUGCCAAGCUUAUAGAGACAUACCCCAAGAGACUUGCAGCUGUAAUUGCUGCAAAAGGUGGCUCUACAAAGUAUUGACUUUGGGGGGGUGAAUAGUUAUGCACGCUCAAGUUUUCAGUUUUUUUUUGUCUUAUUUCUUGUUUGUUUCACAAUAACACAUAUUUUCCAUCUUCAAAGUGGUAGGCAUGUUGUGUAAAUCAAAUGAUACAAACCCCCCCCCAAAAAAUACAUUUUAAUUCCAGGUUGUAAGGCAACAAAAUAGGAAUAAUGCCAAGGUGGGUGAAUACUUUUGCAAGCCACUGUAGCCUAAUGGGCCUGGUAGCAAAUGGAUCAACCGUUCUCCCUGACAGGUUGCCGCUGUCCGCAGCGGAGUGCUCCCAGUUUAUUGGAAUAUGUCCUUUGCCAGGGUGCAAAUUCAAAGACAUCCGAAGAAAUUUACAGCGAGACGUUGGUAAGUUGACCUAUUUCCGUGAAAUGAAGUCUCAUAAUAGUAGGCUAAUUCCCCUAAGAGAGGCUAUGGUUAGACCGGAUGGAUGGGUUGUUAUGUCUUUGUCCGCAUGGGCAAUCCAUUGUCGGUGGGGGGGGGGGGAUGAUUAUUCUGUCUUUUCGGUGCAGUCUAGGCCGAUGUGACUGCAAUAAUGUAGUGUUGUUCUGAAUCGGCUUGAUGACAUCAUGUCCCAAAUGGCACCCCUCUGGAUAGGAGCGUCUGCUAAAUGACUAAAAUGUAAAAUGUGUGUACUUUUGUAAGGGAAUAGGGUACCAUUUGGGGGACACCUACAGUAUUAUUUAUAUUUUUAUAUAUAUAUAUAUAUAUAUAUAUAUCUUCAUGUCUUUUGUCCAGGUGAGCUGCAGAACCAGGGGGUGGAGGAUGUGUUUGUGUUCUGUACCAGGGGAGAGCUCCAUAAGUACCGUGUGCCUCGCCUCCUGGAGGCCUACAGGCUGCAGGGGCUCCGGGUGCACCACCUGCCCUUCCCUGACGGGGGCACCCCCGACCUGGAGCACUGCUGCCAGAUACUGGAGGCACUGCAGGCCAACCUACACAACAACAGGAAGACUGUCAUCCAGUGAGUAGGAAAGAGUAUUUCGUUUGGAUUACGGAUGGUGUCAUGCAAUACAAUUAUGCACUUUUUUUUUUUUUUUUUUUGAGAAGUUCACGUUUGACUUGAUGCAUUCAUUUUAGCUCCUAUUGGCGCAAAAUCAAAAGAUUUGCGAUGGUGGUUUCUGUUUUUAAAGUGUAGGUUUUUGUCUUUACAAUACGAACAAGUGUUUAACUACUCAUGUUCUCUGUGCUUCUCUCCUCAGUUGUUACGGAGGCCUGGGUCGCUCUGGACUAAGUAUGUGUUGUUAUUUUUAUUUUUUCUUGACUCUGAACGGGUGUCUCUGUCGCAACAUCGUCAACAUGACGUCUCUCUCUUUCAACAGUUGCUGCCUGUCUGCUCCUCAAGCUGUCCGUCUCCAUGACUCCCGACAAAGCCAUCGAGAUCCUGAGAGAGCACAGAGGGGGCGGGGCCAUUCAGACAGUCAAGGUGAUGAGAUGCUUCUAAUCUUUCUUUUAAAAAAUCGCUUAUUAUUGUAGAAGCCUGGUCCCAGAUCUGUUUGUGCUCUUGUGCGAACUCCAUUGAUGUCAUUGUCGAGCUAUAAAGUUGGGCAUGACAAUUCCAUGAGUUGUCAAGAGAGCAGAAACGGAUCUGGAACCACUAAUGUAUUGUUUGUCUGGAUUGUCUAUAAUGUUGCUGUAAUUUCCCUUUUGAUCAGCAAUACAACUUCUUGCAUGAGUUCCGGGAAAAAUACUCUGCCUACCAAGAAAGCAAAGCAGUCUCAACAGAGCGAUCGGUGUCGCGGUGA